Coregonus clupeaformis (lake whitefish) is the source of this 2252-nucleotide messenger RNA. RefSeq names its product bone morphogenetic protein 7-like. Gene Ontology annotation, cellular component: extracellular region. Bases 225 to 1547 code for a protein of 440 amino acids. The transcript has 7 exons. Gene Ontology annotation, molecular function: growth factor activity; cytokine activity. The record is from RefSeq and is a predicted model, not a curated record. Lineage: Eukaryota; Metazoa; Chordata; Actinopteri; Salmoniformes; Salmonidae. Gene Ontology annotation, biological process: SMAD protein signal transduction.
GUCUUGUCAACCUUGCAGUUUACGCGUGACCCAGGGAGACAGUGAUAGGGUAGUGAAGGGAGUAGGAGUAACUGGAUGUAAAGGCAAAAGGAUUGACAUUCAAAAUUGUGCAGGUCAGUGGAUUUUAAGGCAAUCCAAUUACAGUGGACGUUGAAGGAGCCGUCAAUGAUUCGGGUAUUGAACAAACCUGUUGUGAAGUUCAAUAUCCUUAUUCUAAGUAUUGGAUGAGAGCACUCAGCGCAAUUACGCACGGCAUCAAAAUGGUUUCAUUUUUGGAUAGACGUGCCCCUGCUUUGUUCCUCGUAUGGGGCUACUGCGUCCUGGCGGACACAGUCUUUUCUAACUUUACCCUGGACAACGAGGUCCACUCGAGUUUCAUCCACAGGCGGCUGAAGAGCCAGGAGCGCAGGGAGAUGCAGCGGGAAAUCCUCUCCAUACUCGGGCUACCGCACCGGCCGCGGCCGCAUCUCCACGGGAAGCACAACGCAGCCCCGAUGUUCAUGCUGGACCUGUACAAUGCCAUGUCCACGGAGGGGGAAGAGGACGGGUACUCCUAUCCAUACAAACCUGUCUUCACCACCCAGGGGCCGCCGAUAGCCACUCUUCAGGACAACAACUUCUUAAACGACGCAGACAUGGUUAUGAGCUUUGUCAAUUUAGUGGAGCACGAUAAGGAGUUCCUCCCGGUCCGGCGGCACCACAGAGAGUUUCGUUUCGACCUAUCACGUAUCCCCGAUGGGGAAGCGGUCACUGCUGCAGAGUUUCGCAUCUAUAAGGACUUCAUCCACGAGCGCUUUGACAAUGAGACCUUCCGCAUCAGUGUCUACCAGGUGCUGGAGGAACACAACGACAGGGAGUCAGACCUGUUUCUGUUGGACUCGCGGGUCAUCUGGGCAGCUGAGGAGGGCUGGCUGGUGAUUGAUGUGACAUUGACCAGUAACCACUGGGUUCUGAAUCCUGGACGCAACCUGGGCCUGCAGCUGGCUCUGGAGAGCACCGCCGGUGAGAGUGUGAACCCGCGGAUGGCAGGGCUGAUCGGCCGCAGUGGUCCUCAGAAUAAACAGCCCUUCAUGGUGGCUUUCUUCAAAGCUACUGAGGUGCACCUGCGCAGCAUCCGCUCAGCACCAGGGGGCACCAAACAACGCAACCCCAAUCGCUCCAAAGGGGCCAACAAGGGCCAGGAGGCACUCCGAGUGACCAACAUCGCAGAGAACAGCAGUGCUGAUCAGAAGCAGGCGUGCAAGAAACACGAGCUCUAUGUCAGCUUCAGAGACCUGGGGUGGCAGGACUGGAUCAUAGCUCCAGAGGGCUAUGCAGCUUACUACUGUGAAGGAGAGUGUGCCUUCCCUCUCAACUCCUACAUGAACGCCACUAACCACGCCAUCGUGCAGACACUAGUCCACCUGAUAAACCCAGACACUAUUCCUAAGCCCUGCUGUGCCCCCACCCAGCUCCAUGCCAUCUCAGUGCUCUACUUUGACGACAGCUCCAAUGUUAUCCUCAAGAAGUACCGCAACAUGGUGGUCAGAGCCUGUGGCUGCCAUUAGACUACAGCCAACCUCUCAACCCUCACAACACACACACAUUCCUGCAUCUAAAUAUCCCUCAACGCACGUCAUUUUCAUCUAGAGACUUUCUUCCCCAGAUUCACUUGAAUGGACACAUGAAUGGACUACACGUCCCAGAGUGCCUUGCUGUGCUGCUGGAUGGGAGCUACAUGAGGACUGGCAGACAAUCAUGAUUAUUCAGUCCAACCUGGAACACACACACACACACGGUCAAAUACACACACACACACACACACUUUCUGUGCUUUCUACUGUGUAUGAGACAUUUUUAAGCAGUGAUUGUAUAGUAAUACACAGUCAACAAUCUUUUGUUCAUGUCAAUGUGUUUUCUGUGUAGUUCAAGGUGUUUUUUUUAGAUCUAUUAUGUUUUUGUAUGCUUUUUAUGACUGAAAGACAAGGCUAUAGGAAGUGUGGAUGCUCUAUGGACUCUUCAUGUACAAUAAUGUGUAAAUAGUUUUUCAAACAAAGAGAAGUGUAUUUAUUUCCUAUUGUUGGGAAUGUUAAGGGUAGGUUCAAUGUUUCUUCUGUGUACUCCAGUGUCUACAUGUACUGUAUGUUAUGCAACUCUUUACAUUGUGUCCCACUCAUCAUACAGUAUAGCACAAACACACCUCUCUCGCUCGCUCGCUCUCUCUCUCCCGAUCUUCCGCUCUCCCUCUCUCUCUCUCUCUCUCUCUCUCUCUC